Molecule: messenger RNA, 1122 nt
Organism: Papaver somniferum (opium poppy)
Lineage: Eukaryota; Viridiplantae; Streptophyta; Magnoliopsida; Ranunculales; Papaveraceae
Exons: 1
Coding region: 1-1122 (373 amino acids)
Source: RefSeq, a predicted model, not a curated record
AUGGGUAUCAAAAUUGAUAUGGCUAAAACUUUUGACAGGGUUGACUGGGAUUUCCUAUUAGCUAUUAUGAAGAAAAUUGGGUUUAACAGGUGUAGUUUAAUUCACCAAUGUAUAUCUACCACUACUUCUGCUGUGUUUGUCAAUGGGUCUCCUGACAAAUUCUUUAAACCAUAUAGAGGUCUAAGACAAGGUGACCCAUUGUCACCUUAUCUCUUAUUCUUCUUAUGCAUGGGAGCUCUCUCAAGAACCCUGUCCAAUGCUGAGGAUUUGGGAUUAAUCACUGGAAUAAAAAUAUGCAAGACUGCACCAUCUAUAAACCAUCUCUUGUUUGCAGAUGACUGCAUGGUUUUCUGCAAAUCCAAUAAGAUGGAGAGCCAAAAUCUUAUGGAUAUUUUCCACAUAUUCAGUAAAACUUCUGUCCAGCUAAUUAACUUCAAUAAGUAUGGGAUUUUCUUCAGCAACAACACUGACCCCAAUCUAAGCAACAUUAUCAGCAACAACAUGGGAGUCCAAGUUCUUAACCUUCAUGAUAAAUAUCUUGGCUCUCCUCUGUUUACUCACAGAAGCAAGAUUCUCUCCUUUAGGCCUGGAGGGGACAAACUGAAUCAAAGAUGGAUCAGCUGGAAGAAUAUCCCAUUGAAUCCUGCUAGCAGACAUGUCCUCAUCAGCUAUGUCACCUCCACCACCAGCAUAUACCAGAUGGAUUGCUUUAAACUCCCAAAGCAAACUCGCAAAGAUCUUAACAAGCUGCAAAGAGACUUCUUCUGGGGUAAAAGUUUAAAAAACCCAAAAGGGUAUUAUCCAAAGGUCUGGACAGCUGUUUGCAAACCCAAAGAUAUGGGAGGUUUAGGUUUCAAGAAUAUGGAACUCUUUAAUAGUGCCAUGAUAACAAAAAUAGGUUGGAGACUGGAAAGGGACAAAGACUCUCUCUGGUACCAACUUAUGGAUGCUAAGCAUCUCAUUGGUAGAAAUGUCCUUAAUAUGGACACUAAAUCAAAGGAUGAUGACUCAUGGAUUUGGAAAGACAUUCUAGAAGGCAUAAAUAAUAUCCAACAGUACAGUUCCUGGAGAAUUGGCAAUGAAAAGAAAAUUAGAUUUUGGGAGGAUAUUUGGAUUCCUUAA